AUGGGCCAAGUAUGUGAUGCACUAAAUGAGAGAGAAAAUGGUAAACUCCCAAGUCAACCUCCACAAAUUCAGAAAAGUGCAUUUCAGGCAAGUACGUCAGCUUGCAAUGAGCCCUCACAUGAUCAAGUGAAUGCUGUCACUACUCUGCGUAGUGGUAAAGUUGUCGAUAAUAAUGUAGGUAUACCACAGUCGAGCGAGUCUGAGUCAGACUCACCUUUGCACACUACUCCACAGAGAACACCUGUUGUAGAAAAUGAAUCUGAGCAUGUUGAUAAAUCUAAGAGUGAUGCUUAUAUGAAUAUUUCUUUGCCAUGUCAUGUGCCUGUUGCUCCAUUCCCACAAAGGUUGGUACAAGAAAAUAAAAUGGGAAACCAAUACAACGAGAUAUUGGAAAUGUUUAAACGAGUUAAUAUAAACAUUCUAUUUCUCGAGGAAAUCAAGCAAAUACCUGCUUAUGCUAAAUUCUUGAAAGAUGUAUGCACACAGAAGCGAAAGCUCUAUGUGCAUAAGUGUGCAUUUCUUACCGAGCAGGUAAGCUCCAUAAUUCAAAACAAGAUUCCAACUAAGUUUAGAGACCCAGGUCUUGGGAAGCUGAAACCCACUCCUGUCACGCUGCAAUUAGCGAACAGAUCUGUAAACAUCCCUCGAGGACGUCCAUUCUUGGCAACGUCCAAUGCUAUCAUCAACUGUCGUAAUGGUGUGCUGAAAUUAUCUUUUGGUAACAUGACUGUGGAAUUGAAUGUUUUUAAUGUGAAUCAACAACCCGUAUACUUUGAUGAUAAUGAAUUGCAUGAAAUUAACAUGAUUGAGAGUCUGAUCCAAGACUCUUUGCCUGACAUCUUAUCUGUAGACCCUUUGCAAGCAUGUCUAGAUAACUUUGACUUGGAUCUUUUUAAUUCUGAGUAUAUUGGUCAAGUGCACUCUUUGCUUGAAUAUGUACCACCCAUGGACAUUGCUAAAUGGCAGACUGCAGUGGAACCACUUCCACUCUCUGAUUCCAAAUCUGUCGAACCACCUAAGCUUGAUUUGAAGCCAUAG
Molecule: messenger RNA, 1038 nt
Organism: Papaver somniferum (opium poppy)
Lineage: Eukaryota; Viridiplantae; Streptophyta; Magnoliopsida; Ranunculales; Papaveraceae
Exons: 3
Coding region: 1-1038 (345 amino acids)
Source: RefSeq, a predicted model, not a curated record